AUGGUUCCCGGGCCCAACCUGAAAGUGUCAGACCGGCCGGGUCUCAAGUCACCGCCGGAGGAUCGAACACUACGAUUCAGGAAAGAUGGCACUUUCCAUAUCGCUGUAUUUGAGGACCUUCAUUUCGCCGAGCGCGAAAGGACACUGAAAAGCAACUACAGUAAAUAUGUCCUCUCCGUCAUUUCGCCGCUUGUCAACGAGGGAUAUCUUUGGGCGUCGACCUACGGCAAUCACGACAGCGAGAUCAAUCUCGACCCGGAAGAAGACCAGGUUGACGCAUAG
Molecule: messenger RNA, 282 nt
Organism: Penicillium arizonense
Lineage: Eukaryota; Fungi; Ascomycota; Eurotiomycetes; Eurotiales; Aspergillaceae
Exons: 3
Coding region: 1-282 (93 amino acids)
Source: RefSeq, a predicted model, not a curated record